Messenger RNA from Anguilla anguilla (European eel), 2031 nucleotides. Its product is annotated as interleukin-31 receptor subunit alpha. Bases 303 to 2021 code for a protein of 572 amino acids. Gene Ontology annotation, molecular function: cytokine binding; cytokine receptor activity. The record is from RefSeq and is a predicted model, not a curated record. Lineage: Eukaryota; Metazoa; Chordata; Actinopteri; Anguilliformes; Anguillidae. Gene Ontology annotation, cellular component: external side of plasma membrane; signaling receptor complex. Gene Ontology annotation, biological process: cytokine-mediated signaling pathway. The transcript is spliced from 11 exons.
GUAAACGGAAAGUAUAAGGGGGUAUUUAAAAGAUGUAAGUCAUGUUAUUCACUCUGGAGAAGAGCAUCUGUUAAGCAACUAACAGAUGUAACACAUUAUUCUUUUCAAACAAGUGUAUCAGUUAUCAUUAUGAUUUUGAAUAACCUGGGAUAUUAGUUAAUGGCUGAUACCACAAUUUGGGUUUAUUUCCUAGCAUGCUGAAUAGCACAUGAUAUUUCUUAAACAUUUCAGUACGAUGUGGGCCCCCAGGACGGAUUACCUUUAAACGAAACUCAAGACAAUUGGUGAUACAGGUCUUUUGGAUGGACAAAAAUGUAAAUAAAUUCCUUGUUAAAUACCGAGAGUUGAACAGCCUCCCUUGGAAAGAGGUGGACUCCUGUGGGAAAAAGAAUUGCAGUGUGUAUAAUCUGACCUCGUCACUGUCUUAUGAAGUUAAAGUGCAGUGUGUCAAAGACUCGAAAUGCCACCAGUGCCCCUGGAGCAAUGUUGCCAUCGUUCCACCUGAGCUAACCAGUACACCUCUUAUAGAAAAAUUUGAUGUCAUUUCACAGAAAAUGGGGAAGAGAUUGAUAGUCGCACACUGGAAGCUCGCAAACAGUGAGGCUGUGUCUGGCUACAGAGUGGAGGUGGGGAAGGAAUCUGGGGAGUUCAGUCAGACACUAAGUGUCACCAAACCUAUGUUGAGUCUGAUCCUCUCGGGGUCGGCCUAUUACAUCAACAUUUCAGCCUUUAAUAGUGCUGGGACCUCACCCUCAGCUCACAGAGUGGUACCUGCUAUUACCAAUGCACAGGACUGGGGUUUGAAUGGGAAUCUGAACAUCACCUUCAGAAGCAACAACACGUUUGAGAUUUCCUGGAACCACACUUUGACUAGAACUUACUGGUGUUACUCUGUGGAGUGGGGUCUGAAGGGAGAGAAGAUGUCAUUCCACCCACUACAUCGAAAAAGCAGCAACCGCGAUGUUAUCUCUCUGAAAGCCCCACUGCAGCCCUACAAAAGGUAUGUGUUCCUUUUACACACAAGACCUGACAAAGACACCUGUAAUCUCAAGAGUAUCAACAACAGUGAGAGCACCAACGGCAGGACCGAGGCCUACGCCAAGGAAGGAACUCCAGCUAGCUCCCCUGGAAACAUCACCUGCUUGGUGAGCAGCACCUCAUUAGCAUUAGCAUGGAAGCCUGUCCCAGAGGAGGAUGCCUGUGGAUUCAUUUUAGGCUACAACUUAUACUACGCGGAGAAUGGCAAAGGGCAGAAUUCCUCAGUGGUUAUAGACGACGCUGGUGCAAAUGGCUACACUUUGUCUGACCUGAAAAGCCAAACUGCCUACGAGGUCCAGCUGUCAGCUUUCACUGCAGCGGGGGAGGGUGCGCGGAGCGCCUCCUUCUACUUCGAAACCGCAAAUCCCGGGUACAAGGCUGUAGAGGGUGCUGCAGCAGGGAUUGUUGGAGGAGUGGUGCUUCUCAUAUUGAUGGCCAAUCUCUCCUUCCUGUUGUGUCAAAGGGCCAAGAAAGUGUUCUGGCCAAACAUACCAAACCCAGGCAACAGCAAUGCCAUCCAAAAAAUAGAUGUUGCCUUUGAGCUGGAAGUACUGCAGCCCCUCAGCAGGGAGAUGCUGGCCCCGUUAGAGGAGAGUGACACCAGCAGCCUGCUCAUCAUUGAGGGAAUAGCCGAAACGCUCCCGGCCCCCGCCAGCCACCUGAGCGUCCCGGACCCGGACGAGCCGUCUCCGGCCAGCUCCGCGGCGGACCAGGAGAGCCCGUCUCCCAGCCAGCGGCGGGAACCCUCUCCCACUGCCACAGAGACCGUCGAGAGGCGGGCAGCACCGCCGGCAGCAGUGAGCGAUUACACCACCAUGGAGCUCUUCCAGCAGACCAUGGCUCAGCCCCAGGCACCGGGCCCCGGGAUGCAGGCCCAGCAGACCAUGGCUCAGCCCCAGGCACCGGGCCCUGGGGUGCAGGCCCAGCAGACCCAGCAGACCACGGCUCAGCCCCAGGCACCGGGCCCCGAGGUGCAGGCCUAGCAGACCAUGG